This is a messenger RNA of Lathyrus sativus (Indian pea), 540 nucleotides long. The record is from the annotation of a GenBank genome assembly. Lineage: Eukaryota; Viridiplantae; Streptophyta; Magnoliopsida; Fabales; Fabaceae.
AUGGAACUUGAUAUUGGAGUCACUCAUUCAGGUUUUACUCUUGAUGAGUAUUGGUUUGCCUCAGAUACAUCUAGUGGAUAUCUUGAAGAUGCAAUAACUGGUUGGGAUAUUUGGUGUAACCAACAUAAUUUACCAUCCAAAGAAGACCAAUUACUUCAAGACCAUAAAAAAUCAUCAUCAUCAUCAGAAAAUCAUGCAGUCAAACAUGAUUCACCUCAAAGGAGUUGUUGUGCAUCUAAAGAAUCAGAUGAAAAUGAUGCUUCAAUUUCAAGGGGACAGUGGAAGAAAAUAGCAUAUCCAUUUGAGUUAGUGAAGCCUGGAGGAGUUGAAGGUGAGACAACAAUUAGAGAUAUAAAUCAUCAAAUGAUGAUGAAUCCAUCAAAGCCAAUUCCACACCCUGUAGUUGUACAAGAUUAUGAGAGUAGUUCAUUCAUUAAUUCGAACCGUAGUUAUGGUAUUUCGGGUAAAGAAGUUGCAGCACUUACUAGGAUUCAAACCAGAGGUAGAGGCUCUAUUACUAUUAUUAGAACCAAAGGUUGA